ACCUCCAGAUCACUGGUCAUUUCAAACACAAUGUGUCGUUGCUAGUUUUGUAGUUAUUCCAACCAUCAUCCAACAAGCCAGAAUAGAACACAAAAACAAUUGUUUCCCCUACUGGCAUAAACAAAUACACGCGCGCAUACACAUAUAUACAUACACACUUUACCUGUGCGAUAGUUUCUUGUGUUAUUUUCGUAUUUAUUUAUUUUUUUACUGAUUUGAAUUUGGUGCGCGAACAACCCCGAAUAAUCGUCCAGAAUUCGCGUGUGGUUUUGUGAUGCUACUUGGAGCCAUGCCCGAAGAAAGUGCCGCAGCGCUUCUUGUGCCGACGGCGAAAACCCGUGCCACCGACUUCUCCAUAGCCGCGAUCAUGGCCAGGGACACGAACUCUCCGGAGGCCUGUUCCGCUACCCCCGACGGUCGCCUCUCCCGCAUGAGCACACCCAGCCUGGAAGUGCCAGAGGACGACGACAUCGAGGUAGAUGUGGAGGAGUGUUCCGACGGUGAAUCCUCUUCUCCUCGACCUACCAAAAUCAAACAGAUCCGACGAUCUCCGGUCUCUGAUUGCGGUUCCGAGGCAGACAGGGACUCCCCGGACAUCAUCCCCGACAAAUCGGCUAGCCCCAAGGUGCCGAAGAUCUGCUGCAACUGCGACGAGCUGCUCAACGUGGAGUGCCACUUGGAAACCAAGGACCUCUGGGACAAAUUCCACGACCUCGGCACCGAGAUGAUCAUCACAAAAACUGGAAGGCGGAUGUUUCCGACAUUGAGGGUAUCUUUCACUGGGAUCAGGCCGGAUCAGAGGUACGCCGUGCUCUUGGACAUCGUACCAGUGGAUAACAAGAGGUACAGAUACGCGUACCACAGAUCCUCAUGGUUGGUAGCAGGAAAGGCCGAUCCGCCUGCACCCAGCAGGAUGUACGCUCAUCCAGAUUCCCCGUACUCCGGGGAGCAGCUCAGGAAGCAAGUGGUCUCCUUCGAGAAGGUCAAGUUGACCAACAACGAGAUGGAUAAAAAUGGACAGAUUGUCCUCAACUCCAUGCACCGCUACCAGCCCAGAAUUCACCUGAUCAAAUGGCGCGAUCACAGUGGACCAGUCACCGAUCUUGAACAGGAGCAGUACCGCACUUACAUCUUCCCAGAAACCGUAUUCACUGCGGUCACAGCCUACCAGAACCAACUCAUCACCAAGUUGAAAAUCGACUCGAAUCCUUUCGCGAAAGGCUUCAGAGACUCGUCCCGACUAACCGAUUUCGAAAGAGAACCAAUGGAUAGUUUAUUUAUGGAUCAGCACUUCCUGCGCUCAUCUCUGCGGCUGUACUCCGGCAACGAAUCGCUCGACGCCGAAAACAACAACGCCGGUUCUUUAUUCUCCGCAGCGAUGAUGGAGAAAGCACGGGCUCACAUCCAGAUGUGGGGAAGGGCAGCGGCAACCGGCGGCGGAGGUGGACACCCUUACAAUCCCAGCGAGUUGCACGCUUUUCUCCUGAGCGGAUCACCAACUCAACAAGUGUACCUGGGCCAGAGAUCCGGUGUUCCUCUGGGUCUGCCAAGUCAACUGUGGAGUCAGGGAUCGUCCUGGCAGUCACCGAUGCACGGCGGUCUCCCGCCAGGUCUCUUGGGACCACCGGCUCCGCACCGCCACCAGAUCACUCCCCCGCCGCCUCCGCCAUCCUCGACACCAAGUUCCUCUGGCUCACCGAGCCCCACUUCCAUUAACUCUUCCUCAGAUCUUAGAUUACCGAAAGCAAUGUUCCCGUCGAUGCAUCGCUUCAGUCCGUACGGCUCGAGACCCAGCAACCCCUCAAUCAGCCCCAUCACGCGUUCUUCGCAAUGAUGGACAACCGAUACGGACAGCAAGUGUUAUUAUCUGGGUGAAGCCAAAUAAGUUAAAGCAAACCAAAGAAUUAAAUAAAGAGUCUUCUUAAAAGACCAAAAUGUAAUCGAGAUAAUGUAAAUAGCAAGUUUAUAGAUAGAAAAAAAACUAUAAUUUAUUAAAUUAAUUAGGAAACAAGAAGACAGAAAAAAAUGGAAGAAAACAAGAAAUAUGAAUCGUGUAGAAUAUAACUGGUUAUUGUAUUUAUGUAUGUGGUAUAUUUUGUACGAAGUAUUAGAAUUUUAUGGCAGUAUUACUCCAUACUAGAAAAGCCUGUAUAUAUUGAAAAAAAAAAACAUUUAUUGGAUGAUUUCUUUUUUGUAAACGAGUGUUUAUUUCCCGUUCCUUUCUCCUACAUUCGUCGAAGAAGAGUGCAGAACCCUAUUAGUAUAUAAAA
This is a messenger RNA of Nicrophorus vespilloides, 2270 nucleotides long. RefSeq names its product T-box transcription factor TBX20-like. Gene Ontology annotation, molecular function: RNA polymerase II cis-regulatory region sequence-specific DNA binding; DNA-binding transcription factor activity, RNA polymerase II-specific. Gene Ontology annotation, cellular component: nucleus. The transcript has 5 exons. NCBI's taxonomy places the organism in Eukaryota, Metazoa, Arthropoda, Insecta, Coleoptera, Silphidae. The record is from RefSeq and is a predicted model, not a curated record. The coding region runs from base 275 to 1834 and encodes 519 amino acids. Gene Ontology annotation, biological process: cell fate specification; regulation of transcription by RNA polymerase II; positive regulation of DNA-templated transcription.